Messenger RNA from Sinocyclocheilus rhinocerous, 2535 nucleotides. Its product is annotated as serine/threonine-protein kinase A-Raf-like. Gene Ontology annotation, molecular function: MAP kinase kinase kinase activity; ATP binding. Gene Ontology annotation, biological process: MAPK cascade; protein phosphorylation. Gene Ontology annotation, cellular component: cytosol; mitochondrion. The coding region runs from base 44 to 1876 and encodes 610 amino acids. The transcript has 16 exons. The record is from RefSeq and is a predicted model, not a curated record. Lineage: Eukaryota; Metazoa; Chordata; Actinopteri; Cypriniformes; Cyprinidae.
AGUGUCAGUGCUGCCAGUCCCUCACUGCCCCUUUGGAGACACCAUGUCCAACACCUCCUCCUGUUCCUCCUCGGGGGAAACCAGCCCUGAUGACACACCCCGAGGUGGGGGCACCAUUCGUGUCUACCUCCCCAACAAGCAGCGGACGGUGGUAAAUGUUCGGCCUGGGCAAACUGUCUAUGAUAGUCUAGAUAAAGCCCUGAAAGUCAGAGGCCUAAGCCAGGAUUGCUGUGCUGUCUUUCGCCUUCUUGAAGGCCGGAAGAGACUUACAGAAUGGGACACUGACAUCACACCCCUCGUAGGGGAAGAGCUUCUGGUAGAAGUGCUGGAUGAUGUUCCUCUUACCAUGCACAACUUCGUACGUAAAACAUUCUUUAAAUUAGCUUACUGUGACUUCUGCCACAAGUUCUUGUUCAACGGCUUCAGGUGUCAGACCUGUGGGUAUAAAUUUCACCAGCACUGCAGCAGUAAAGUCCCUACAGUAUGUGUGGAUAUGGACACCAUGACAAAACGGUGUGUUCCUAAUACAGUAGACUGCCCUUCGAUAUUGAUAUAUCCGGCCACCAAUUCCAUAUCACAGAGCGACAUUCCCUUAACUUCAGAUUCUCCUGGAGAGGAACUGCUGUCUACCCCAUCAAGCUUCCGUUUGAUCAUGCGAGGAGAGGACGGUCAGUCUCUCCAAAGGCAUCGCUCCACCUCAACCCCCAAUGUCCACAUGGUCAGCACGCUGGAGCCUGGCGCUGCUGGCCUCAUGGAGGAGUCAUUCAAAAUCAGCACAGUGGUGUUGUCCACAGGGCAAGAGUCCACUCCCAAGCCUUCCACUAGCCCACCCCACCUAGGGUCACCAGGAAGAAGACCCCCCAAAUCCCCUUCUGAGCCCAAGGAACGAAAACAAUCCUCAUCUGAUGAUAAAAAGAAAGUGCACCGGGGAGGUUACAGAGACUCCAGUUACUACUGGGAGGUGCACUCACGGGAGGUGUCCAUGUUAAAGAGGAUUGGAGCAGGUUCUUUUGGGACCGUCUAUAAAGGCAAGUGGCAUGGAGACGUGGCUAUCAAGAUUCUUAAAGUGACAGAGCCCACACCGGAGCAGCUCCAGGCCUUUAAAAAUGAGAUGCAGGUUUUACGAAAAACACGCCAUGUCAACAUUCUGCUGUUCAUGGGCUUCAUGACGAAGCCUAAUUUUGCCAUUAUCACGCAGUGGUGUGAAGGCAGCAGCCUCUACCGCCACUUGCAUGUUACUGAGACCAAGUUUGACACCAUGCGCCGUAUCGAUGUUGCUCGCCAAACUGCACAGGGCAUGGAUUAUCUUCAUGCCAAGAAUAUCAUUCAUCGGGACUUGAAAUCUAAUAAUAUCUUCCUGCACGAAGGCUGGACGGUAAAGAUCGGUGACUUUGGGCUGGCCACAGUAAAGUCUCGCUGGAGUGGCUCUCAGCAGGUUGAACAGCCCAGUGGCUCCAUCCUGUGGAUGGCCCCUGAGGUGAUCAGAAUGCAAGACACUAACCCAUACACCUUCCAGUCAGAUGUAUACGGAUAUGGAGUGGUGCUCUAUGAACUGAUGUCUGGGACUUUGCCUUAUUCGAAUAUCAACAACCGCGAUCAGAUUAUUUUCAUGGUGGGUCGUGGCUACUUGUCUCCAGACCUCAGUAAAUUAUACAGUAACUGUCCUAAAUCAAUGAAGAGGCUCAUCAUCGACUGUCUAAAAUUCAAACGCGAUGAACGGCCUCUCUUCCCCCAGAUCUUGGUGGGCAUCGAGCAGGUCCAGGAUCUGUUGCCAAAAAUCGAGCGGAGUGCCUCUGAGCCCUCUUUACACCGUGCUGUACACGCCGAGGACCUGAACCCGCUUCUCCUUCACACCACACGCCUCAUGCCUCUGUGAGACGAUCCGCUCCUCUCCCAGAGGCCGUGCAGGAUCAUUCCCAGCAUGGAGUUCCUCUCAUUAUUCCACACAUUCCUGAGAGCACCCUAAUUACUUCAUCGGUCACACAUAUAGUCAAACACAUUACAUUUAUCUACUCGUUCAUGCUCCCUCCCUCCUCUUUUCCAUUCCAGCUGCUCCUCCGUAAAGCUGCCUGUAGAGAAUGUCAGAUUCUUUCUGGACCAGCUGCUUUCUAAAACAGAAGCAGGAAAUAAACCUUGCUCUCUUACUACACUUAAUGGAUUUCCAAAUCCAAGCAUCAUAUCAGCAAUGUAUCGGCACAAUUUUAAUGACCUCCUUUUUUUUUGGUAUAUUUCAAAAUGUGUUAUGGUUGCUUACACAUGACCUUUUUUACUUUAAGAUGAAAUUAGCGUUUUACUUUAGAACAAGCAAACUAGCAUGGAGAUUUUCUUUUUUUUUCUCUUUCUCCCUGUUCUCCUUGCUUGAAAAUCAUUGGCCAGUGAUAGCACAAUGUUGAUGACUCUAUUCAUUUACAUCAGUCACAGAGACUCUCUGCUCACAGAUUGGUUCGCAGUCAGUUUAUGAUCAUAAACAUGAUCAUACUCCCAUUGCCGUUGUUUUGGCAUCUUUUUAAUUCCGUUAUUUUUUUAAAAUGGAAA